Oncorhynchus masou masou (cherry salmon) is the source of this 7285-nucleotide messenger RNA. RefSeq names its product tight junction protein ZO-1-like. Gene Ontology annotation, molecular function: cell adhesion molecule binding. Gene Ontology annotation, cellular component: plasma membrane; bicellular tight junction. Lineage: Eukaryota; Metazoa; Chordata; Actinopteri; Salmoniformes; Salmonidae. The record is from RefSeq and is a predicted model, not a curated record. The transcript has 29 exons. The coding region runs from base 354 to 5741 and encodes 1795 amino acids. Gene Ontology annotation, biological process: establishment of endothelial intestinal barrier; protein localization to cell-cell junction; cell-cell adhesion.
CGCAGCACUGACCGUUAUUCACAGACUGUUUUACAGCAAAGUGAGAAAGGAAAAAAGGAAAAGGAGAAUAUAACAUGAUGUUUAAAUCCUGACUUUAAAAACAUAUAAAACAUUCGCAUGGAUUGGGCGAUCUAUUCGGAGUGCUAAUAGGAUACGAUGAGAGUCGUCUUGGUUACUGUCAUUCUAGACAUGGCUCUUAGUCGCGGUAUGGCACCUUUCUCUCAGUUUCUCGGGAAGUGUUUCCCCUGUCAGUCCUUCACCGCUACUGGAAAUGGCGUUGAGAUGAAGCUGAACAAGGAAGACGCAGUAAAAGCAGACGCUGCCAGGGAAUAAACUACUACUACUACUACUAUAUGAUUACCUGUGCUUUUCUUUGGGUUGGAUUCAUAGUAGCGGUGGACAAUACCAUGGUGAAUUACCAGAAAUAUAUUACUGUUAUGCAGCUGGCUCUGGGGGUGACCUCCUACAACAAAGAACAUCAUCUUCCUCCCAGGAAAUCGUUGUGGAUUCACCCCAGCCUCCUCCACCCCGGCAACCUCCCACACGGCAGAGCCAGCCGGGGUCAAGGUCAAGGUCAAGGACACGGGCUAGGACACGGGAGCGGCUUGAUCUCUGCAUCAUCGUCUGUGAGCAGCAUACAUCAGGCUCAGCCUUCGCUACGCAAGAUCAAAGGGCGUAUCCAAAGGAGCAAGAGCCUGGACAGCAUCGACCUGCUGGACUCCAACAGCGCAGCAAUGGAGGAGACAGUCAUAUGGGAGCAGCACACAGUAGCUCUACACAGAGCACCAGGGUUUGGCUUUGGGAUAGCCAUCUCAGGAGGUCGGGAUAACCCUCAUUUUCAGAGUGGUGAGACCUCCAUCGUCAUCUCAGACGUCUUGAAGGGAGGUCCAGCUGAGGGCCUACUGCAGGAGAAUGACAGAGUCACGAUGGUCAACACCGUCUCCAUGGACAACGUGGAACACGCAUACGCAGUCCAGCAGCUACGGAAAAGUGGCAAGAGUGCAAAGAUUACGAUCAGACGGAAGCGGAAGGUGCAUGUGCCCAUGGGUCGUCUUGGGGAGAGGGAGACCAUGUCGGAGCAUGAGGAGGACGAGGAGGACAGUUACGACGAAGAGAUAUACGAGACGCGUUCCACACGCAGCGGCCCCAGCGCCUACAGCGGCGUGGGAGGGGCCUCGGCCCGGCGCAGCGGGAGAAGCACGGGAAGGCGGGACCGGGACAGAGAGCGGGAACGCAGCGGCUCACGGGAAAGGAGUCUCUCCCCACGCUCUGACCGGCGCUCACUCAACCAGCCCCCGCGGCCCGCCAAAGUCACCCUCGUCAAGUCCCGCAAGAAUGAAGCAGAAUAUGGCCUUCGCCUGGCCAGCCACAUCUUCGUGAAGGACAUCUCCCCCGAGAGCCUGGCGGCAAGAGAUGGAAACAUACAAGAGGGAGACGUAGUACUGAAGAUCAAUGGCACGGUGACAGAGAACCUGUCGUUGAUAGACGCUAAGAAGCUGAUUGAGAGGUCAAAGGGCAAACUAAAGAUGGUGGUGCAGAGAGACGAGAGAGCUACGCUGCUGAACAUACCAGACCUGGACGACAGCGUCCCAUCAGCCAACGCCUCCGACAGAGACGACAUUUCAGACAUCCAUUCGGUGGCGUCCGACCACUCCAACCGAUCCCACGACAGACAUCGUAGCGGCCGGUCCCGCUCCCCUGACAAGCGGUCCGACCACUCCAGACACUCCCCUCCACAGAUCACCAACGGAAGAAGUCGUGAGGAGGAGAGGAUCUUGAAGCCGACAGCGGUACCAGCCAAGUUAACAGAGGAAGUUCCUGCCCUGCCAAAACCCCUGGAGCAGCCGGUCACCAGGGAGGAGAAACAGUUACCACCUCUACCAGAACCCAAGCCAGUAUAUGCCCAGCCAGGCCAGCCUGAUGUGGACCUGCCAGUCAGCCCCUCUGAUGCCCCUGUGCCCAGCGCUGCCCACGAUGACAGUAUCCUACGGCCGAGUAUGAAGCUGGUGAAGUUUAAGAAGGGGGAGAGUGUGGGUCUGAGGCUGGCCGGGGGGAACGACGUGGGCAUCUUCGUAGCAGGAGUCCUGGAGGACAGCCCAGCAGCUAAGGAGGGUCUGGAGGAGGGGGACCAAAUUCUCAGGGUUAAUAAUGUCGAUUUUGCUAAUAUAAUCCGAGAAGAGGCGGUGCUGUUCCUCCUUGACCUCCCUAAAGGUGAAGAGGUCACCAUCCUGGCCCAGAAGAAGAAGGAUGUGUACCGGCGGAUCGUGGAGUCUGAUGUGGGCGACUCGUUCUACAUCCGGACCCACUUUGAGUAUGAGAAGGAGUCUCCGUACGGCCUGAGCUUCAACAAAGGAGAGGUGUUCAGAGUGGUGGACACCCUGUACAACGGCAAGCUGGGCUCCUGGCUGGCCAUCCGCAUCGGCAAGAACCAUCAGGAAGUGGAGAGAGGCAUCAUACCUAACAAGAACAGAGCGGAGCAGCUGUCCAGCGUGCAGUACAGCCUCCCCAAGACGGCUGGGGGCGACAGGGCAGACUUCUGGAGGUUCAGGGGCCUGAGGAGCUCCAAGAGGAACCUGAGGAAGAGCAGAGAGGACCUGUCGGCCCAGCCCGUCCAGUCCAAGUUCCCCGCAUACGAGAGGGUGGUGCUUAGAGAAGCUGGUUUCCUGAGGCCUGUGGUGAUAUUUGGACCCAUCGCUGACGUGGCACGAGAGAAACUCUCUCGAGAGGAGCCCGACCUGUUCGAGCUCGCAAAGAGUGAACCUCGAGACGCGGGGAAAGACCAGCGUAGUUCAGGAAUCAUCCGUCUCCACACCAUCAAACAGAUCAUCGACAGAGACAAACAUGCAGUGCUGGACAUCACCCCCAAUGCAGUAGACCGUCUGAACUACGCCCAGUGGUACCCCAUCGUAGUGUUCUUGAACCCAGACAACAAACAAGGGGUCAAGAACAUGAGAACCAGGCUCUGUUCCGAGUCCAGGAAGUCCGCCCGGAAACUCUACGAGAGAGCCCUGAAAUUAAGGAAGAACAACCACCACCUCUUCACCACCACCAUCAACAUGAACAACAUGAACGAUGGCUGGUACGGAGCUCUGAAGGAGACUAUCCAGCAGCAACAGAACCAGUUGGUCUGGGUGUCAGAGGGCAAGGCGGACGGCGCGCCGGACGAUGACCUGGACAUCCAUGAUGACCGUCUGUCAUACCUGUCAGCCCCAGGCAGUGAAUACUCCAUGUACAGCACGGACAGCCGCCACACCUCUGACUACGAGGACACGGACACAGAGGGCGGGGCCUACACCGACCAGGAAUUAGACGAGACUCUCAAUGACGAGGUUGGUCUUCCCACGGAGCCAGCUAUCACCCGCUCCUCAGAGCCGGUCAGAGAGGACCCGCCCGUCAUCCAGGACCCCUCGACUGGCGGUUACCCUGGAUACCAGCACGUUGCCGUGACUCCGCCCGACCCGGCCAACCGCAUCGACCCGUCCGGGUUCAAAAUGGCCGCCGCUCCUCAUCAGAUGUACAAGAAGGAUCUGUACAGUCUGGAGGAACCAGUGAGAGUGAACCACAGCGGCAUGAAGUCUUCUCUGAGCUACACCCACCAGCCCUACCAGGACCAACAGCCACACCGCCAGUACGACCACCCGCCUUACGGCUACUGUAGCGACGGGGGGGGCUACGCCGAACCAAAGCAGCCUCCCCAGGGGAACUUUGACCCUCACACUCCUCACCUGCACUACAACAACCGUGUGCCUCAACACUUCGACGACGGCCAGUGGCCCCCCUACGACCAGCAGACCUCUUCUCCCCAGCCCCCGGGGUACCAGCCUGGCCCGGGCCACCAGCAGGGCUACACUCCCAGGGGGACCACCCCCUACGAGGACGGCCCAGUCAGGGACUACAGCCCCCCCCAGCCCUGCUAUGAUGAGGCACCGGCGGGGAUGCAGGGCUACGACGGCAGGCCUCGUCACGUUAAAACUCCAGGGCCUAUGCGGUACGAUGAACCGCCUCCCCCGCCCUCGGCUGGCCCUUACGAUGCUCGCUCCCCUUACGAGUCAGAGUCCCCUCACUGCUACCCCGUAAGCUCGCCCCGCUCCCCAGACCCCCCCAAGCAGUAUUACGGAGACUCUGCUCCUGGCCUGAGACCCUCCUAUAACCCAGGACCUCCCAGCCGGGGCGGUGGCUACCACCGUGAACCUCUAAUGACCUCUGACCCGCCCCUGCCCCCUCCCAAACCCGAACCCUUGGCCUCCCCAGGAGAGAUGGGAGUAAACGCGGGGUCCAAGCCCCCGGGGGAGGAGGAAAGGGACGACCCGGCCAUGAAGCCCCAAUCGGUGCUCAACAGGGUCAAGAUGUUUGAGAAUAAAAGGUCGUUGUCUGUUGACCGGGCCAAGGAGGCUGACGACUCUACCGUGACGAGGCCUGCAGACCUGCCCAGACCUGUGACUGCACCUGGGCCUGUCCCCAAAGCCAACUCCCUCAGCAACCUGGAGCAGGGGAAGGCUACUUACAGAGCCCCCGAGUCCCAGAAUCCCCCUGGGGCUAAACCCCUGGACAACUGCGAUGCUGACGAAGAUGAGGAGUACUACAGGAAACAGCUGUCCUACUUUGACCGACGGAGCUUCGACAGCAAGGCCAUGAACCCCAGCCCUGGCGUCAACCGCUUCCCACCACAGACCCAGCUGGCUUACCCUUACAACAGGGCCGAGUCUGUGGAGAAGGUGAGUCCGGUAGAGAAGAGGUACGAGCCCCUCCCCCAGAUCAGCCCUGUGUCUCAGUACGGACCACCCAGCCCUGCUGUACCACCCAACAGCCUGCCCAAACUCAUCCCCAACGACGUGAACUCUCACCCCGACCAGCUCCUCAGCUCCUCUCCAAAACUUGACCUCUCUGGUCUCCGCCCCCCUGUCCCCCAGGACCCCCCUUCCCAGCCCUACCUGGCCCAGAGGUCCCCAGUGGGGGUCAACGGCACUGACGCACCCCCCAAAACCCCUGGAACCACCCCCACCCCACAAAGCUACAACCGAUACGUCCCUAAGCCGUACACCUCCUCAGCCCGGCCCUUUGAGAGGAAGUUUGAAAGCCCCAAGUUCAACCACAACCUCCUCCCCAACGACAGUGGGAAGACAGACCUCCCGAUCAGUAGCAGCAACCCUAAACCCAGUGUGGUCAACAACAACAGCAGGACCAAGCCUCCGCUGUCUCCUCAGGCCCUGGACCACGACAGUGGCCUGGACACGUUCACACGCACCAUGGACAACAGGGGGCCCAAGUACCAGCAGCACAACAACUUAGUCAACAAUGCUGUGUCCAAGGCCAUACCUGUCAGCCCCAGUGCUCUGGAGGAUGACGAGGAGGACGAAGGUCACACAGUGGUGGCCACGGCCCGGGGGAUCUUCAACUGUAACGGCGGGGUGCUGAGCUCCAUCGAGACGGGAGUCAGCAUCAUCAUCCCACAGGGAGCCAUCCCCGACAGCAUAGAACAGGAGAUCUACUUUAAGGUCUGUCGGGACAACAGCAUCCUGCCCCCGCUGGACAAGGAGAAAGGAGAGACCCUGCUCAGCCCUCUGGUGAUGUGUGGGCCUCACGGUCUUCAGUUCCUGAAGCCGGUGGAACUGCGUCUACCUCACUGUGCGUCUAUGACCCCAGAUGGUGACCCCAAGACAUGGCAGAACAAGUCUCUUCCAGGAGACCCCAACUACCUGGUGGGAGCCAACUGUGUGUCUGUGCUCAUCGAUCACUUCUGAACAUAGAGGGAGACAGCUGGCCUGUUACUGAAUGUGUUAGAUCAAGGGACAGCCACAGACAGAAACGUUACCCCCACUCUCCUGCUGUUGUGACCCCUUUGCCCUGUUGUCUCCCUCCCAGGCAGCAGGAGGCAGCACUGCUUGACUUGAUGAAGUACGAACUUUUAUUCUUGAAUAUAUUCUUAUGUUCUUGAACUUGAAUAUUGAACAUUAAGUUGUUUAUUGUGACCGCCCCUGGGGAAAGUAGGAGGAGUCCCAGUGAAGUGGGAGGAGUCUCAACACAGCAUCCUAUCCCAGCGCGGUGCUCUCCUUUUCCCACCCACCUUUUUUUUUUUUUUUUUUUUUUUUGGUGCUUUAACUAAAGGCUUGCAAAAAAUCUAAAACUGUUAAAAACAAAAAUAUAUAAUAAAAAUGGAACUGUUGUUGGAAUGCAUGACCAGUGCCACAGACUGACUGAAUAACAAUCUAAUUAAGAUUUUUUUCAAAUUUUUAGCAGGUUGCAAGACAGAGGAACAUUUAAAAAAAAUAAAAAAUCAAGAUGAGAAUCAUUUUUUAAAAUUAAUUGAAUAUUGCAACGGAAAUUUUUACAACUUACUGUAUGCACUCACAAACAGAAAAGUUGGUAUAUGCAAAAGCUUUUUUUGUUUGUGAGGUUGUUUGUGGUCAUGCGUUUCGCUCUUAAGGAUAUCUGAAGACUUGCAGCUGAGCCUCGAUCAAGGGUUACCUUGAUACUGUAGGCAUCAUUUAAAACACGACACCGUUUUGAAGGUAAUACUGAAGACUGAAGUUAAUGUAUUGGCAUUGGGAUGCCCCCAGUUGAUUGGUCUGUCCAUCUUUAGAAGAACUACUGAAUGUUUUACCAUAAAAUAAAAUGUCACUGACUUGAUUUGACAAACUCCUGCAGCUGUCUAGAGAUCUAUGCAUGUGCUUCACUCAGGUCCGGAAGCCUGCUACUACUAAGUUCAAACACAUUAAAAGUCCCAUCAUGCACUGCAAGCAGUGAUGCCUUAUCUGCAUUUUAACUAAAAAACAUCAGAUCUUUACGUUUUUAGUGAUUUAAAAAAUUAUGGGGGGAAAAAAACAAACAGAAAAUAACAAAAUUGGAACAAAAGAAAUGGAAUUUCACUGCAUUUUGCACUUGGAUUAACUAUAAUAUGAGACUGAUGAAGAGGUCAUGCUUUCGUUUCCUGCUAUGCAUAUUGAAGUUUCAGAGGAAAUACUACAAAUGAACAACAACUAGAACGUUUAAAUUGUGGCUGUAUAUAAUGCUAGCAUAUGGCCUUGGUUCGCUUUAAAUUAACUUUUGUACAUCUUUGUCAUUUUGUAUAAAAAGAGGUUAAAAAAAAUAAUUGUUUAUUAAAAAAAAAAAAAAAAAAAAGAGUGAUUUCAUUGGUUGUGUUUGUAUUCUGGUUAUACUUACCCUGGAGCCUUGGAACUGACCUAAGCAGUAAUAAAAUACUACUUUUCUACCAACAUACAUACACACACACACACACACCACUAGUAUUUAAAGGCAUUUUUAACAGUCAAAUAACUUGUUAUUC